Messenger RNA from Aricia agestis (brown argus), 1579 nucleotides. RefSeq lists its product as uncharacterized. The record is from RefSeq and is a predicted model, not a curated record. Bases 316 to 1419 code for a protein of 367 amino acids. The transcript has 2 exons. Lineage: Eukaryota; Metazoa; Arthropoda; Insecta; Lepidoptera; Lycaenidae.
CGCUAGGGAUACGUUGUGUCUAUUGUGGUCAAACAAAGUGCAAAUUCUCAAAAUUAAUAAUUAUUGGCUUUUGCAAAAAAGUGGUGCCGUUUUACCGGCUUAAAAUUCGCGCUUUUUGGUAAUUUUAUUUUAAUAAGCACACAAAAUUGUUCAAAAUAGAAGCGUAAAUAUCUUAAUAUUUGUAAUAAAAUCGAUAUCGGAUAUAAAAAAGUUUCCAGUCAACAUUGCACAAGCGCAUCCAUAUAAUCAAUACAGCCUCAGUUUAUCCCGGCCAUCCAUAAGGACAUCUGUGUAGAUUUGUAUCUGCAAACAAUUAUGGCGUCAAACUCUACAAAAUUUGUGAAACUCUGUGAACUCUGCUUCACCAGCAUUGAUGAUCAAUUCUUCACAAAGUGCAAAAACCCUCACUGCACCACCCCUUACUUCCACGAUGGCUGCAUACGAAUGCCAUUGUCACUUGAAAAGAAUACAAACUGGACUUGCCCUAGGUGCAUAUUUCAAAUAGAAACUGGACAUGUCGCACAUGUUGAAAUUCCUAUUGAGGGGCCAGAAAGGUCUUAUGAAGUAAGUUAUGAAAGAUCUACGAUUGAGCCAGACGUUGCUGAAAACUUUCCAGCGAUAGUGCAAGCCGAAAAUGGCGAUGAUAGUGAAGCAGGCUCAAAGCCUCUGUCGCAUUUUAAUGAACUUACGGAUGAAAUAUGUGCACUUCGUGUGCAACUCGCUGGACUGCACGAGCGUUUCGAAUGUUUGGAUACUAAUUUGACCUACACGAUCACUAAUCUGGAUGAAGUAUUUGAUCCUGUAGCGCCUCCAGAAAUUCACGCGAGGCAAAUGGAAUCUUAUCAAGUGCAAAUUAUUUCCCUCAAAAAUCAAAUGGCGCUGUUCAAAGAAAGUCUCAAAAAUCAAAUUGAGCUAGUGGGAAUUCCAGAGAGAGAAGAUGAGGAUCUGUUUGCCAUAGUGGGGCUAGCUGCCCAAAAAAUCGGGGUACGAUUCUAUGAAAACGACCUCGACUGGGCAGCUCGAAUGGGUCCCCGGAUUCUGUCAGAGUCCGUAAACAAUCUGUGCCGCCCGUUGGUGGUACGAUUUGUGCAGAAAUUCAAGCGCGAUCAAUUCCUGCGCGCAGCGAAGGUCACACGCAGUCUGAUGACCAGCGAUUUGAACGUCGACUGUGCUCCACGUCGCGUGUACAUCAACGAGCGCUUGAGUCGCGAGGUUCGUUGCUUGUUCCACGAGGCUCGGUUUCGCGCUAAGCAGAACGGGUUCAAGUUCUGCUGGAUUCACAACAACAGCGUCUUCGUGCGCAAGAGCGAGGGACAUCCCGCCGUACGCCUCCUCUGCCAGAACGACCUCAACACCAAGCUCGGGGAUGACCUCACUCCCGAGCGUGAUACCACCGGCAAUGAGCCCGGAACAGCCUAAAUCCUAAAUAUUGUCCACACAAUAUACUGAUCUCAACAUAUUAUUUAAUCAACUAUAACCUAUAAAGUUAUCUUGAGAGCUUUCCAAACUUUUUAGGAGUUUACUUGUUUUAUUCUACUUACUGUGGUUAUUUACAAUUUAUAUUUUUAUAGUAUUUACU